Messenger RNA from Lasiosphaeria miniovina, 2061 nucleotides. Its product is annotated as glycerol-3-phosphate dehydrogenase. Bases 1 to 2061 code for a protein of 686 amino acids. The record is from RefSeq and is a predicted model, not a curated record. Gene Ontology annotation, molecular function: glycerol-3-phosphate dehydrogenase (quinone) activity. Gene Ontology annotation, biological process: glycerol-3-phosphate metabolic process. The transcript is spliced from 2 exons. Lineage: Eukaryota; Fungi; Ascomycota; Sordariomycetes; Sordariales; Lasiosphaeriaceae. Gene Ontology annotation, cellular component: glycerol-3-phosphate dehydrogenase (FAD) complex; mitochondrion.
AUGCCGCGGCUCGCGAGAGCUGCGCGCCGGCUAAUUGCCCCCGUGGCCGUGGCUGGCGUGGCCGGCGGGGCCCUCUACUACGUGUACCGGCCGCGCAACAUCCCUGGCUACGACGGCCCCGCCGUGCCCCAUCCCAUCUUUGGCGGCGGCGGCACCUUCAAGCUGCCUCGCUUCCCGCGCAUCAGGUCGCGCGCCGAGCAGAUCGAAGCCCUCAAGAAGAGCAGCGCCUCCUCCAGUGGCCAAGACGCCGAGUACGACAUCCUGGUCAUUGGCGCCGGCGCAACCGGGGCCGGCGUGGCCCUCGAUGCCGCCACCCGCGGCCUGCGCGUCGCCGUCGUCGAGCGCGACGACUUCAGCAGCGGCACCAGCAGCAAGAGCACAAAGCUCGUGCACGGCGGCGUGCGCUACCUCGAAAAGGCCGUCUGGAACCUCGACUACGCCCAGUACGAGCUCGUCAAGGAGGCCCUCAAGGAGCGCAAGUACUUCCUGCAGACGGCCCCCCACCUCAGUAUGUGGCUGCCCAUCAUGCUGCCCCUGGACCGCUGGUGGAAGGUGCCCUAUUACUGGGCCGGCACAAAGUUCUACGACUUCCUCGCCGGCAGCGAGGGCAUCGAGAGCUCCUACUUCCUGACCAAGAGCAAGGCCAUCGACGCCUUCCCCAUGCUCAAGCAGACCGACCUGGUCGGCGCCCUCGUCUACUACGACGGCGCCCACAACGACUCGCGCAUGAACGUGUCCAUCGCCAUGACCGCCGCCCUGUACGGCGCCACCGUCGUCAACCAUGCCGAGGUCACCGCCCUGCUCAAGGACGACCACGGCAAGGUCCGCGGCGCCACCGUCCGGGACAUGGUCGCCGAGCGCGACGGCAGGAGGCCCGACUCGUUCAACAUCCGCGCAAAGUGCACCAUCAACUGCACCGGCCCCUUCACCGACGGCGUGCGCAAGCUCGACGACCCCAGCUGCAAGGAGAUCGUCGCCCCGGCUUCGGGCGUGCACGUCAUCCUCCCCGGCUACUACAGCCCCGGCAAGAUGGGCCUCAUCGACCCCUCGACGUCAGACGGCCGCGUCAUCUUCUUCCUGCCGUGGCAGGGCAACACCAUCGCCGGCACCACCGACGAGCCCGCCACCAUCGCCACGAACCCGCUCCCCGACGAGAGGUCCAUCGAGUGGAUCCUCAACGAGAUCAGCCACUACCUGUCUCCCGACAUCAACGUCCGCCGCGGCGACGUGCUGGCCGCCUGGUCGGGCCUGCGCCCGCUCGUCAAGGACCCCAAGGCCAAGAACACCGAGUCGCUGGUGCGCAACCACCUGAUCGACGUGUCCGAGUCGGGCCUCAUCACGUGCGCCGGCGGCAAGUGGACCACGUACCGCCAGAUGGCCGAGGAGUGCGUCGACGCGGCCGUCAACGAGUUCGGCCUGCAGACGCGGCCCGUGACCGACGCGCCGCGGGUCAGCGGGUCCGAGGCCAUCGACGACGGCGCCAGCCUCGACGGCUCGUGCCAGACGCACCGCGUGCGGCUCGUCGGCGCGCACGGCUUCAGCCGCACCCUCUUCAUCCACCUCAUCCAGCACUUUGGCGUCGAGACCGAGGUGGCCAAGCACCUGACGGAAAGCUACGGUGACCGCGCCUGGACCGUCGCCGCCCUGUGUAAGCCCACCGACAAGCGCUUCCCCGCCCGCGGCGAGCGUAUCUCCCAGCUGUACCCGUUCGUGGACGGCGAGAUCCGCUACGCCGUCCGCCACGAGUACGCCCAGACCGCCGUCGACGUCCUCGCCCGCCGCACCCGCCUCGCCUUCCUCAACGCCCAGGCCGCCCUCGAGGCCCUGCCCACCGUCAUUGACGUCAUGGCCGAGGAGCUCAAGUGGGACCGCAAGCGCCAGGACGUCGAGUGGAAGGAUACCGUCGCUUUCCUAGAGUCCAUGGGCCUGCCCCCGUCCAUGCUCUCCGUCACGAGGAAGCAGAUCGAGCAGGGCAAGAUCGACUUUCGCACCUCGCUCGAGUACAGAAUGUACUCGCGCCACGAGAAGCCCGUCCUCGACAGCGACGACAAGCCGGAGUAG